Messenger RNA from Indicator indicator, 1725 nucleotides. It is a transcript of the gene IL22RA1, whose product is annotated as interleukin 22 receptor subunit alpha 1. The record is from RefSeq and is a predicted model, not a curated record. The transcript has 7 exons. NCBI's taxonomy places the organism in Eukaryota, Metazoa, Chordata, Aves, Piciformes, Indicatoridae. Gene Ontology annotation, molecular function: protein binding. The coding region runs from base 1 to 1725 and encodes 574 amino acids.
AUGAAGCAAUUUCUGGUCGUCCUGGCUGUGUUUUCCCUGGCUGGGACUGUGACCACAGAGAGGUCAUCAUGUCUGAAACAAGCAAGAUUUGCUUCUACAAACUUAGAGAACAUCCUGACUUGGGAAACAGAAGCAGAUAUUCCCCCUGGCACUGUCUUUGAUGUCCAAUAUAAACAGUAUGGAGAUAAAGCCUGGCUUAGCAAGCAGGAGUGCCAGGGCAUCACCCAACCUUUCUGCAACCUCACUCAUGAGACAGAGAACUUCACAGAGCAUUACUAUGGCAGGGUGAGGGCCACUGGCCAGAACUUCUGCUCCUCCAACUGGGUGCGCUCCGAGAGGUUUGAACCCCGCAAAGAGACUACUAUUGGAGCCCCAGAAGUGAGAUUUGUUCCUUCUGCACGCUCCAUCAAGUUCCUCAUCCAGCCUCCCUAUACCCCCCUGAGGGAUGAGGGUGGCCACCAGCUAACUGUGGAGGACAUCUACAGCAAAUUUGGUCCUGUUGAUUAUCACUUAACAAUGUUCAACCAAAGGACACACCAAAAGUGGAAAAAGAGUGAGCACAGCAAAGAAUUUGAAGUCCCCAACUUGGAGCCUGACACUGACUAUAAUGGAACAGUCCAUAUCUGCCUCUUCCAGAAGAGAAGCAAACCUCAGGUGUUCUGGGUUAGAACACAAGCAGACACCACUUGGCUGCUCUACUGCUUCGUGGCACUUGCCUUCUGUGCUGGCUUGGUGUGUGCUGCCAUCACUUAUGUGAUCUACAAAUACAUCAAGCAGCAUGGUGCCCAGCCUACAUCUUUGGACUUCAAAGGGAUUGCACCAUUCCAGCCUCUUACCCUGACAGUGGAACACAUUAUCAAGCCCAUCAGCCUGUCCAAACCUCCACUUCUCUUCCCUGAAGUGCAGUUGCCACAGACCAGCCACCUCCUGGGCAGAGCCCUGGAGCCACCGUGGUCCUUCCCUCCACCAGCAACUGCCUAUCAGCAGCAGAUGGCUGUGCCAACACUGCAGCCCCCCAGCUUGGCAAGCAGCACAGCUCCUUGCUGUUAUGCUCCUCAGCUAGGUGAGCAGAGUGCUCCUGCUGCCACCUCCAGCAGGAAUCUGUCCCUGACCUACGGCAUGUGCGUCGAAGGCACCGAGCAGCUCGACAAGGAGGGCUCAAAGCCAACCCAAAUGCUGAAGGAAGUUUCUCAAGGUGGAAAUCUCACAACCCAGGGGCUGGAGAAGAGCUGCAGCCAUUGGGGUUACAAAGGCCAGGGACCAAACUGGGAUCUGUGGCCCAGCAGUGACACAAGAGAGUUGGUUUGCUGGCAAAAGCAGCAGCUGCCACUGCAGACUGCAGGGGUGGGGAGCAAUGAGCCUGUACCCCAGCUGCCACUGGCCUUGCUGGAGCAAGGAAGAUGCUACAGCCAGCAGGCAGUGUCCCCAGGGACAGCUGGCACAGACUGUCUUAGGGAGGAGGAGUCACUACCAGCUCUCCUUUCCUCUGUCAGUACCAGGAACAACCUCCCUGGAGAGGACAGCUCAGGGCAGUGGCUGCUGCCACAUUCACAUCCCACAAGGAAACUGCAGCUCCCAGGGACUCCGGAGCCAGAGCAGCUCAAAGCAACAGAGGAACUGAGCUGCACAGAACUGAGCAAUGCUGUGUGCCCAGAUGCUGGGGACGAUGACACUGUCCUUGCUAUGUUCUUCAAAGACUUGAACUUGAAAGUGGUGUGGGAUUAG